AUGUUCACCACCUUUGGCGCUUCCGACGCGUACACGCGUAUUUACUGCGAUUGGACAGGCAGCCAUCCGUUGAUGUCGACGACACUCUACCAAGCGCUUCCGGCCAAUGUGGACUCAACGUCAGUCGCGUCCCAACAGGCAGCCUCCAGUAUACCUGCAUCGAAUAGCAACCCGUCCAUCUCGGCACCUACCCCGUCCCCAACGUCGAGCCCGGCCGGCGAGCAGGAUCAACCCGCUGGCGGUAGCAGUCGUUUAAACAACACAUCCGUGAUCGCUGGAAGCGUCGUCGGGGGGCUUGCGGUCAUCGCAUUCGCCGGUGUCGCCAUCUUAUACAUCCUCAAGCGCUCCAAGCGCCACUCCGCUGGUACUUCUGUCCCAUCGAGCGACGGUGAUUCUAUCAAUCCGUAUGGCACGCCGGAGAUGACCAGGAACGGAUAUCCUGAUGCGCAAGCGUAUACGCACACGGCGACAAAAUACGGACACACCAUAAAUGGAGGCGAACUUGAUGGGCAGCAUGGCACCGCCGAAUUGGGUGGCGUCUUGGUCCACGAAGUAGAGGGCCGUCGAUGA
Messenger RNA from Alternaria infectoria, 570 nucleotides. RefSeq lists its product as uncharacterized. Bases 1 to 570 code for a protein of 189 amino acids. The record is from RefSeq and is a predicted model, not a curated record. The transcript has 2 exons. Lineage: Eukaryota; Fungi; Ascomycota; Dothideomycetes; Pleosporales; Pleosporaceae.